AUGCUUGAGCCAUCCGACCUGACCUUACACGAUGAACCUUCUUGGGGCCAGCCACCUUCUGAUCCUAUGUCUGAAAAUGUGACACCUCCACUGACAGAUACUAUAAAUGACGAUGCGGAGGAUGACGAGUCUUACUUCCCGAUCAAGGAGCUGUGGCAUGGCACAGCGUCAGCAUGCACAUUUUUGCAUGUGGACUACUAUGAAGAGAUGCAGGCAGCUCUUCAGCGAGGAGAGUCGCUGUUUUCCUGUCCCUUACCCCCCAGCUCUGAUGAGCUGGGUAUGGAGACAGAUGAUAUUGACAUGAACCUUGAUGAUGGUCUCGAGCCGGACAAUCAUGGAAUAGACCUUUCAGGUAAGGCCAUUCUGAAUUGGGCAACUGCGCUCGGGGCAACAGGUGUCCCCUCACUUCAUAGUCUCCGGAAGGCACAGGAUAGGAUCAAGGAACUCGUUGGAAACCCGACUGAGAAAGUUACUGCGGCCUCUGGCAAUAUUUUUUAUAUCAACUCGGUAGGCAAGGCCAUCACAAAAGAUUAUUCCAAUCCACUCACGCAACUGACUAAGUGGGACUACCCCGAGGAUGGUCAAGGUCGAAUGUCGCAGAUUCACCAUGGCGAGAAAAUGCUUCAUGGUCUUCCCGACAAUCUUGCAACACCGAGUGUUCAUGUUGACGGGAACAUAUUCUUUGUCGAUGAGCUCCUCCAACAAAUGUCGAAAGACUAUUUUAUUCCUAAGAAGUUCUUUCAGGCGCAGGUAUCUGCUGACCAUGACGCUGAAAUAUUGUCUUUGGGACAUUCUGUCACUUGGACAGAGGAGGGAUUUUCAGUUGAUCCUGAACAGGUCAUCACACCAGUAUCAACGUUCUCGCGCACCUUCAAGGAUAUUCAAGCUUGCUCUAAGGAGUUUUCAUGCGGCUUUACAGGUGGCCGCAUGGUCUUAAGCGUCCCGCUCAUCGUCUUCAUGGAUGAUGUAUCGGGAAAUAUCUCAAAGCAGUGGAAUAAACACCACGUCGUAUAUAUGUCGAAUGCUGCCAUGCCCUAUAACGGUGUUAUUGCGUGGGAUUGUAAAUACCACGAAGAAGUCAUGCUCAUCCCUCACAGUAUCUUCACGGCAGGCCGAAGAAUGCAGCCAUGGCGGGCUGAGGUGCAAUUUUUUUGCCGGACGUGCAAAGUUGGUGGCAUGACUGUAGACAAGAAGUCUGAUGCGGGUUACUGUAGUAUAUUCAAGUCCGCUGAACUUCGAACACCAGAGGAAACGCUGGCGCAGGUAAAAGAGCAGGUCGAGCUUGCAAAACUGCCUGGUGGAACCACCAAAAUUCAGAGUGCUGUGGCAUCAACAGGGACCCAAUAUGCAGCUACAUCGGCGAUCAUAAAUUGCCUUCUUGAGCUUGGAAAACAGCUUCGCAAACGUGAGGCCGGGAAGCCUCCCAUUUCUGAAGCAGAUGUUUGUGUACAGCUUGACCUACUUCUGGGGCCAGACAGUAUGGAUACUCGAUAA
Suillus discolor is the source of this 1494-nucleotide messenger RNA. RefSeq lists its product as uncharacterized. Bases 1 to 1494 code for a protein of 497 amino acids. Lineage: Eukaryota; Fungi; Basidiomycota; Agaricomycetes; Boletales; Suillaceae. The record is from RefSeq and is a predicted model, not a curated record. The transcript is spliced from 10 exons.